Messenger RNA from Colletotrichum orchidophilum, 1659 nucleotides. RefSeq lists its product as uncharacterized. The transcript is spliced from 2 exons. The record is from RefSeq and is a predicted model, not a curated record. The coding region runs from base 1 to 1659 and encodes 552 amino acids. Lineage: Eukaryota; Fungi; Ascomycota; Sordariomycetes; Glomerellales; Glomerellaceae.
AUGGAGUCGCUUCCCCGUGAGCUGAUUGAUGCGAUUCUCCGGCAAUGCGUCGCCUUAUCAUCCCGGAAUUAUAUCCUAGAUCUGCGUCUCGUGUGCAGGGCCUUCGACCGCUUUCUCAAGCCCUACGCGUUGCGGACCAUUGCCCUCGAAUUCAGCCGCCUCAGCAAGAACAGCCGCCGUCGGCAGCCGGAUAUCGAUUCCCUUCAGACAAUUGGGUACCACUGCAAGUCAAUGUAUAUUGACUUGAUGGUUCUGCGCGAUGAAUUAGAAUUUCUGUCAACCAUCUUCGAUCGAAUACCCUCCAUGAAGCACUUCGUCCAGACACUCCAACGCCAGUACUGCAUGUCGCCUGCCUCCUUCACAACGCUAGACUACCGUCAUACCCUCGAAUCAAUCCUCUUCAACUGCCAGUUCGUUUCCUCGUUGCGCCUGAAUCUACCCUUCCAGCUCGUCGGCCACCGCUGCAAUGCCGCGACAAUGAUCCUCGCGAACACCUUUUCCGCCUUCUCCCGUCGCCCUGAAGACUCACUUUCACUCAAAACGCUUGUGCUGGAAAACGUGUCAGAUCAAGCUGUGGUCGACCUCUGGACCAACCCCUCUGAUGUUCUUGCCAUCAUGCGCGCCAUCCUCCAACUCGAACACCUAGUGAUAUCAUUUCGUCGUCACGAGGUUGAUCCUCCCCGCGUGGCCUUCUAUGGCACAUGCCUGUGGGAUCUUAUCCACAAUGCCGAAGUUCUACAGACCCUUUGCCUAUCUGGCACCGACGAUGACCGUCCACCCAGGGGCCUCAAGCAAACAAAAGCAUGGAACAUGACGAUAGACGAGUGGAGGGCUCGCGCUCUCCCUUCUCCGCUGAUUACGCUUCCGUUUCUGACGGCCCUCGAAUUGAAGCGCGUCGAGAUCACGCCGAAUGUUCUUCGAUGUGCUGCGCGCAAUUUCGGCGAGACCCUACGCGAGCUGUACCUGAACGAGGUCUACCUCAAAGCCGAACAGGGCCAUAACCUCAAUGAAGACUCAAAGGAAAUCCUCUGGAUCGGACUCCCAAACCAGCGACCCGGCCUCCACGAUGACUGGAUGGCCAUGAUUAUCCGAGAUUCUUGUCCGAAGCUCCAUACAUGCCGUGCUUCUUUCCUCGGCUACGACCUCUACACCCGUGACGAUCUGCCGCCGUCACCUGCGCCCUCAUCUCCCGACUUUGACUUCAUCGACCCCUGCGGACUCGGCCGCUCGAUUGCGCAACGCUUCGUCGAAGUCGCACUGGGCUAUCACCAGCCGCCUCAGUCGGACGGGUCGCCCGUGUCCUACCUGCCGGCCUUAGCCUCCAACGACUACCUGCUUACUCAGAUGCGGCCUAGAACGCGCGCGCUGCGAGUCACCGAGUACGACGCCAAUGCCUACCAGACGGCGGUGGAUAACUCCACGAGCGGUUGGCAACGCAGCAUUGACGGCGUGUUUCCCAACUGCAACAGCGGCACCCUCGAAGAACUUCACUACAUUGCCGAGACUGCGUGUCAGGGUAUGAAUGAGAUUCAGCGGCAGCGCAACGAGCACGUGGGCCAAGGUGAAGGGGUUGACGGCGAAGCUGGCAACGGCGAGAACGGUGGCGGCGGUGGAAAUCUAGCAGAGAACCUUCUGAACCUGAACUUUGCAGAGGAGUAA